CCGUUUUGAUCCGGCUGUCCAGUCAGCCCGAGACAAGACCCCGAGUGUCGUCAUGACGCGAGUACCGGGACCACCCUUGUGGUCCAUUCUGGUCUUAAUCGUCGUAUUUGGUUUGGCGACGAUUCAGGCUAAAUAUGACGAAAAGAGAAGGUUUGACCGGUCAAUUGAUCAGCCAGAAACUACUCUUGGCACAUCUCAUAGGCCCAGUAAACAGCGAACAUUCAAUGAUUACGAAACGCAUUACAUCGCCUACAAGGACGCGAAGUUGAAUGUGUGCUACUUGGAACCUAUGAGAAACAUUUCUUCUAAUGGCCUGAACCUCUUGCAAGAAAUUCUCCACAAUGCAGCUGGUCGUCAAAGGACUCUCUAUGUCUCGAACCAAGUCCUGACUAAAAUAGAAGUUUGGCGUCUCGCUGGAGGUCGUAUAGUUGAGUUUUGCCGGGGACGAUCCGCGGUAUUGCUACAGGAAAUCAAACCCACUCCAGGACAUAUGGAGGAUCCUUUCCUUAACGAAAUUGCAGAGGACGAAAACGACGUUGUGCAACGUCGCGUAGCUGAUGUUGUCUUGAAACCCUUAUACGCUCGUGUAAAGAGGCAAACUCAGCUUCAGAAACGGCAGCAGCUUAAUGCGAAAAUUGCAUUGCGUCAACGUCGUCAGGCACCGUUUCGAGGUCGUUUUCGUGGACAAACUCAAUCGCAGUAUCUAAAUUUUGGUGAGGGACAACCAAAGGAAGGAAAAGCCGAAGCCAGGGUAACACAUGAUUCAUCUCAUGCGGUUGUUAGUGGGACGAAUGGUAUGGGCCAGGCGCAGAGUAUGUCCUCAGGUGGAAGUGACUGUGACGAAUGUCCGGGAUAUCGUCAGCAAACAUACCCAGGUCAAGGUGGAGGAAUCAGUUCUCAAGGUCCUGCGUGGUCCUAUCCAACUGGAAGACCAUCAAGUGGAAGUGAUUACUUACCUAAUUAUAAACCGACAUCUGGUUGGCAACAGAGUGGAUCUGGAUCAACGGGCCAGCAAACGGUGGGAAAUAAGUUAGAUAAUCUAUUGCUGCCAAAACAAUACACGAGUGAAAAACAAGGUGGUUUGCCUAGUCAACCAAAUAGUAAAUAUGUUGUUGGCGGCCCUGGUAGUGCUGCUGGUGUAUAUCCUGUAAUUCCUGGUGCUGGUGGUGUACUGAGUGGUCCUGGGGGACAAAAUACUGGCAGAGGCCCCAGUGGUAUUAGUGGUGUUUAUCCUGUUGUUCCUGGUGGUGGUGGUGCACUGAGUGGUCCAGGGGGCCAGAAUACUGGCAGAGACCAUAGUGGUACUAGUGGUGUAUAUUCUGGCAUUGGUCCAGGUGAUAGAGGAGAUGGACCGUAUACUAGCAUUGGCCCUGGUGGUAUUGGAGGUAAACAACCUAGCAUUGGCCCUAGUGGCGUAGGAAGUGGACAGCACCCUGGCAGUGGCACUGGUGGCGUAGGAGGACAGUAUCCUGGCAGAGGUCCUGGUGGCGUAGGAGGACAAUAUCCUGGCAGUGGUUCUGGUGGCGUAGGAGGACAAUAUACUGGCAGUGAUUCUGGUGGCGUAGGAGGACAGUAUCCUGGCAGAGGUCCUGGUGGCGUAGGAGGACAAUAUCCUGGCAGUGGUUCUGGUGGCGUAGGAGGACAGUAUCCUGGCAGUGGUCCCGGUAGCAUAGGAGGACCGUAUCCUGGCAGUGGUUCUAAUGGUAUUGACGGUGGACAGCGCCCUGGCAGUGGUUCUGGUGGCGUAGGAGGACAGUAUCCUGGAAGUGGUCCUGGUGGCGUGGGAGGACAGUAUCCUGGCAGUGGUUCUAGUGGUGUUGGAGGUGGACAGCACCCUGGCAGUGGUCCUGGUAGCACAGGAGGACAGUAUCCUGGUAGUGGUUCUAGUGGUGUUGGAGGUGGACAGUAUCCUGGAAGUGGUCCUGGUGGCGAAGGAGGACAGUAUCCUGGCAGUGGUCCUGGUGGCGUAGGAGAACAGUAUCCUGGCAGUGGUCCUGGUAGCGUAGGAGGACAGUAUCCUGGAAGUGGUCCUGGUGGUGUAGAACGACAGUAUGCUGGCAGUGGUCCUGGUGGCGUCGGAGGACAGCACCUUGGCAGUAGUUCUGGUAGCGUAGGAGGACAGUAUCCUGGCAGUGGUCCUGGUGGCGUAGGAGGACAGUAUCCUGGCAGUGGUUCUAGUGGUGUUGGAGGUGGACAGCACCCUGGCAGUGGUUCUGGUGGUGUAGGAGGACAGUAUGCUGGAAGUGGUCCUGGUGGCGUAGGAGGUGGACAGCACCCUGGCAGUGGUUCUGGUGGUGUAGGAGGACAGUAUGCUGGAAGUGGUCCUGGUAGCGUAGGAGGACAGUAUCCUGGCAGUGGUUCUAGCGGUAUUGGAGGUGGACAGCACCCUGGCAGUGGUUCUGGUGGUGUAGGAGGACAGUAUCCUGGAAGUGGUCCUGGUGGCGUAGGAGGACAGUAUCCUGGCAGUAGUUUUGGUGCCGUCGGAGGACAGUAUCCUGGUAGUGGUUCUGGUGGCGUAGGCGGACAGUAUCCUGGCAGUGGUUCUAGUGGUGUUGGAGGUGGACAGCACCCUGGCAGUGGUUCUGGUGGUGUAGGAGGACAGUAUCCUGGCAGUGGUCCUGGUAGCGUAGGAGGACAGUAUCCUGGAAGUGCUCCUGGUGGCGUAGGAGGACAGUAUCCUGGCAGUGGUCCUGGUGGCGUAGGAGGACAAUAUCCUGGUAGUGGUUCUGGUGGCGUAGGCGGACAGUAUCCUGGCAGUGGUUCUAGUGGUAUUGGAGGUGGACAGCACCCUGGCAGUGGUCUUGGUAGCGCAGGAGGACAGUAUCCUGGCAGUGGAUCUGGUGGCGUAGGUGGACAGUAUCCUGGCAGUGGUUCUGGUAGCGUAGGAAGACAGUAUCCUGGCAGUGGUUCUAAUGGUGUUGGAGGUGGACAGUAUCCUGGUAGUGGUUUUGGUGGUGUAGGCGGACAGUACCCUGGCAGUGAUUCUAGUGGUGUUGGAAGUGGGCAGUAUCCUGGCAGUGGUCCUAGUGGCGUAGGAGGGCAGUAUCCUGGUAGUGGUUCCGGUGGCGUAGGAGGACAGUAUCCUGGCAGUGGCUCUGGUGGCGUAGGAGGACCGUAUCCUGGCAGUGGCUCUGGUGGCGUAGGAGGACCGUAUCCUGGCAGUGGCUCUGGUGGCGUAGGAGGACCGUAUCCUGGUAGUGGUCCUGGUGGCGUAGGAGGACAGUAUCCUGGCAUUAGUCCUGGUGGUGUCGGAGGACAGUAUCCUGGCAGUGGUUCUGGUGGUGUUGGAGGUCAGUAUCCUGGUAGUGGUUCUACUGGUGUAGGAGGAGGACAGUAUCCUGGUAGUGGUUCUAGUGGUGUAGGAGCAGGACAGUAUCCUGGUAGUGGAUCUAGUGGCACUGUUGGUGGUUCUGGAGGAUAUCCCGGAAUUGUUCCUGGUAAUACCGGAGGUGGAUAUUAUGGCAGUGGUCCUGGAGGCAGUGGAGGUGGAUAUCUUGGUGGCGGUCCUGGUAACGCUGGAAGUGGUUAUCCUGGAAGCGGUAUAGAUGGUACUGGAGGUCCAAAUAGACCUGGGUGGUAUUCGGGCCAACCUGUCACUGAUGGGUCCCGUCAAAAUGGACCUCCAGUUGGGUUAUUACAGAAAGAAAAUAUCAUGUCGCAGCAGUAUUAUCCAUCAUCUGGGUUACAAGGUUCCGAUGAUGACGGAGAUUCGCAAGCUUCGAGUUCAGUACAGAAAGCAAAUUCCGGGACCACAGCUAGUGCAUCAGCUCAAGGAAAGCAUGGACAGGGGACGGCACAAUCUCAAGUUUCAGGAACUUACAGCGGUUCCGGAUCAUUUUCUGCUCAGGCGGGUACCAAUGAUGGCUCUAAAGGUGCUCAGACUCAAGUUAGUGGUGGUAAGCAGGGUGCGACAAGCAGUGCACAGGGCUCUGGAGGUCGUGGCAAGAGCCAGGCUCAAGUACAGCUUCAUUCGAAUACAGGAGCUACAUCGUCGGAUGCACAAAGCAGCGGCUGGAAUCAUGGCACAAACUCGCAAGUACAAACAAGUUCCAAAGGCGGAAUGGCAGACGCACAAGCUAACGGCGAAGGAAGCACCUCGAGUCAGGCCCAAAUAGGCUUCCAGCCUUACGAAAAAGAAAAUGACCAAUCGCAGACGAAUUCGUCAAUAUUCCUAGGCGGUGGAACUGCUUCUGCACAAAGUGGGACAUACAGAGGUCAAUCACAGGCACAGUUGCAUGGCUCGUUUAAAUAUGGUUUAUCAUAUAACGGAGCUGCUCAGGCCGGUUCUGGUUCAGGGGCUGCUGCUUCUAGAAAACCUUUCAACUUUUCGAGUUCCAAUUCAGAGCUGUUCAAGCCGUUUAGUCCAUUUCCAACCGUCGUAAUUUCAUCCGAAGAAGUGACAACUGACAGAAAUUUACAACCAACCGAAGGGUUGCCAGAAGAUGAAGAAGGCGGUGAUGACCUUUACGAACCACAGACACAGAACAGCGGAACACCAUCUCCACUUAUUCAGAAAUCAUAUAGUACAAUGUUCAAUCCUUCGGAUCCAACGAGAGCACCUGGAGGGUAUAACAAUCCCGGACCAACUCGCAGCUCAUUGCAAGAGACAAAAGUGGCUGAAACUUAUGAGCAAGUAAAUGCAAAUUCAGAAGAUUAUGAUGAAGAGUAUACAGAAGAAGACUAUUACGACACUACGCCAACCGUAUUCCCACCUGACGGUGUGACUAAAGAUGAUAGUGGUAUCACCACGAGCAGCAAACAACCAAAUCAAUAUCAACAGACUCACGUUUCGAAUGGAGAAUACGGCACACGUGUCACACAAGACUCUACAACGGGAUUUCGUGAGGGGGAUAUUCUCCAAUCAGGACAAUCUUUACCAGGAUUUACAAUCCCUCCUGGAUACCGUGGCAGGGUAGUGUCUGUUUCCGGCAGCGACACAUUAGCUAAAGGUGACGGAAAUUCGCAGUCCCAAACGCUUACGCUAACUCCAGGGAAAAACAACGUAACUUAUGAAAAUCGUACCAAGGAAUCAGCAGCGGCCCAUUCAAGAGCUUUGCAAACUCCACGUAACCGCUUUAGAUAUGACAACAGAAGAUACCAACAACCCGCAGUACCACACAGUUACUUGCGCUCCCGUCCUAGUCCAUCCAGUAAGCCUAAUUAUUACACGAUCAGCAACAGCGUUGCAGGUAAGAUACAAGGCAAUAGAGACACAGCUCGCAAGUACGAACACCGUUACUACACAAAAAGCUCCACUUGUGGAUACUUUACGUUCUCUUGCAAUAUCGUCUACGGCUCUAAUGGGCGAACUAAGGUCUGUAAGCCAAAAAUGCCGACGAACUCGGAUGGUAGUCCAAUAAAAUGCUGAAAAUCUGUCUGAAAAUCUACGUGACUUUCUACACACAUAUCAUUAAACUUUCAGAAUACUUACUGUAACUAACGUCGAUAUAUUCACAUUUGUUUUCAUUGCACUGCCUUCUUCAAAUAACGCAAGUAUUCAUAUGAAAAAUUUAUCUCAAAGAUUGGGUCGUAUAAUUUUAAGGAAUUAAAUUCUAUAUAGUUAACGUUUUAACUUUUCCGAUCAUUACACAGAAUUGAUUUUUCAAUCUUUGAAAGUAUAUACAAAAAUAGUGUUACAAUCUGUCGUUAUGCGAGAGAACGCAAGUAAUUAAGUAUACUUGUCCGACGAUUUUUCAAUUACGA
Diprion similis is the source of this 5703-nucleotide messenger RNA. RefSeq lists its product as uncharacterized. The transcript has 6 exons. Bases 53 to 5368 code for a protein of 1771 amino acids. The record is from RefSeq and is a predicted model, not a curated record. NCBI's taxonomy places the organism in Eukaryota, Metazoa, Arthropoda, Insecta, Hymenoptera, Diprionidae.